Molecule: messenger RNA, 4424 nt
Organism: Girardinichthys multiradiatus
Lineage: Eukaryota; Metazoa; Chordata; Actinopteri; Cyprinodontiformes; Goodeidae
Gene: ctbp2l
Product: C-terminal binding protein 2, like
Exons: 9
Coding region: 1-3033 (1010 amino acids)
Molecular function (GO): oxidoreductase activity, acting on the CH-OH group of donors, NAD or NADP as acceptor; NAD binding; transcription corepressor activity
Source: RefSeq, a predicted model, not a curated record
AUGCCUGACUUGAGCGAGCAGUCGCAUUUCGGUGGCUCUCUGGGCCAGCAGGCUGCUGUUUGGAGUGAGGGCCAGAACGACAGGGCUGCAAGUCGCUGUAUCUAUUGUGGUACCGUCGGGGAGCGAAGGAGUUCUCUCCUGCUGGGUGGUAGAGACAGUACAGCUGGUUUUCUUCAUCAGCUAGACCUGGCUGAGAAACGGGAUCAAGGCCUGCAUGGACAGCAGCUCAUGAGGAAGGGCUCUGUUCCUGAUCUGAGCAGUAACCUGUACCUCAAGCAAGCCAUGGCAGGGCGGACCUCGGGAACAGCUCAGGAUUACUACCUGGCUGACUCUUCCUUAUCUGGCCAACCACCUGAAGAGUCUGGGUUUUACAGGGAUAACCAGCACUCGCUCACUAGAUCAGCCUCGCAUUAUGGAGGGGUGAGACCUGCAUGGGAUCAAGGACAGGCAAGGGCCACACCUUCUGUACUAGCCUCUGCUGCUGCACCUACAUCCGUGCCUCCUCCUCCUCCCCCUCCUCUUCAUGAGCUGAGCCGUUUGUACCGGGAAGCUCUGGGAUCUAAGAUGAUCCCAGACGUCCAGCGUAUGGGUGGCAGCUCUUUUACUCCAGCAGCUAUCUACGGGGUCCAGCCCCCUCUUCCCAUUUAUGCUGCCGAGCUGCCAUCUCUCCCUGCACAUCAGGUUUAUAAUAGCUUUACCAGCUUACCCCUGGAACCUCGUCAGCAAACUGCUGCUGGUUCAGUGGUGGACCCAGCAUCUCAAGUGAUGGACGGAACUCUCCCACGGGGUUAUGGAGCUGUAGCCUCCCAGAGGCUGCCUUAUGACCCAAGCUAUGAUCCCACCUCAGUCAUGAUGGGUGCCACAGCUGGGAUGACUUCCAGCCUGCCUCCAUUCAAUCCCAGCACUACAGACCCUAAGAAGAUGGUAGACCCUACCUUUCUGGCUUCCCUGCGAGCUGAAGGCUUGGCUGAGAGCACCAUCACUCUUCUGCUGCAGCAUGGCUUUGAUUCUAUAGCCACGCUGACGAUGAUGGAGGAUCACGAUAUUCGGUCAGUGGCCCCGAACUUGGCCCAGGCUCGUGUUUUGUCUCAUGUGGUACUUGGAUGUAAGACUGGCGGUUCUGCGACACGUACUCGGUCCAACAGCUUUAGUCAUCGCAGUGACCUCUAUAUGCAGCCACAGGGGUUGACAAUGGACCCUAGUCUGAUGCAGCAACCCCCCACCACCAUUCAGACCAUAUCUCCGAGGAUGGGAGAGUUUCUCGGCCGCAGACCAAGCAGCGCCCCCUCUCAGCAUCUCCUCGAGACUACCACCUACCAUGGGGCAAGGCCAGUGGCAACUGGAGCUUUCCCAGUUAGUCCUGGAGGAUACAACAAUGUUGUGCCUCAGGGAAGACCGGUACCUAUGUAUAACUCCCACACCGGUCUCGCCAUGUCCGCUCUCGGACAGCAACCUCCUCCAGCACCUGCCACACCCGGAAUAGCACCUAAAACCUUCUCUGGCUCCUACUCCCCCAUGGAGCUGAUGAAGAGAGCCCCAAACCUUCCCCCGACUUCACCCACUGCUGCAACAAACCCACUCCACAGCCCACAGCUUCUCCGGAAAGGGAUCAACGCCGCUCCCGAGAGCACUGUUGCUCCUGCUACUUCUAACACCACUUUCCAAGGGCAAAACACCACUAACAACAAGCUGGUCGGACGUCGCACCGGUCCACCUGUUAUAGUCUCAACAAUGGCCACCACGCCUGAUAUAAGUAUUCGGCCCCAGAUCAUGAACGGGCCCAUGCACCCGCGCCCGCUGGUGGCGCUGCUGGACGGGCGCGACUGCACCGUGGAGAUGCCCAUCCUGAAAGACUUGGCAACUGUCGCCUUCUGCGAUGCCCAGUCAACACAGGAGAUCCACGAGAAGGUGCUAAAUGAGGCAGUGGGAGCCAUGAUGUACCACACCAUCACCUUGACCAGAGAGGACCUGGAGAAGUUCAAAGCCCUACGUAUCAUCAUCCGCAUUGGCAGUGGAUACGACAACAUUGACAUAAAGGCAGCAGGAGAACUAGGGAUCGCUGUGUGCAACAUUCCCUCUGCAGCCGUGGAGGAGACAGCCGACUCCACUAUUUGCCACAUACUGAACCUAUACAGGCGGAACACAUGGCUCUACCAGGCUCUUCGGGAGGGUACGAGGGUCCAGAGCGUGGAGCAGAUACGCGAGGUGGCCUCUGGUGCUGCCCGCAUUCGUGGCGAAACCCUUGGCCUCAUCGGAUUUGGUCGUUCGGGUCAGGCGGUGGCGGUACGAGCCAAGGUCUUCGGCUUCAACGUCAUCUUCUACGACCCAUACCUGCAGGACGGACUGGAGCGCUCGUUGGGCGUGCAGCGCGUCUACACCCUGCAGGACCUGCUCUACCAGAGCGACUGUGUCUCCCUUCACUGCAACCUGAACGAGCAUAACCACCACCUCAUCAACGACUUCACCAUCAAACAGAUGCGUCAGGGUGCGUUCCUGGUCAACACCGCGCGGGGAGGCCUGGUGGACGAGAAAGCUCUGGCCCAGGCGCUGAAGGAAGGCAGGAUACGGGGAGCCGCUCUGGACGUUCAUGAAACUGAACCCUUCACUUUUGCACAGGGCCAACUGAAAGACGCUCCAAAUCUGAUCUGCACACCUCACACAGCCUGGUACAGCGAGCAGUCAUCUCUGGAGAUGAGGGAGGCGGCUGCCACCGAGAUCCGAAGAGCCAUCACAGGACGGAUUCCCGACAGUCUACGAAACUGUGUCAACAAGGAGUUUUUUGUCACCACGGCACCCUGGGGAGUCAUGGAGCAACCAGGCGUUCACCCUGAGCUCAAUGGCGCCGCCUACAGAUACCCUCCUGGUGUUGUUGGAGUGGCUCCAGGCGGCCUCCCGGGGGCGUUAGAGGGCAUGGUGCCCGGUGGGGUCCCAAUUGCCCACACUCUGCCCUCUGGUACACACCCUUCCCAGGCCCCGUCACCCAACCAGCCCUCCAAACACGGAGAAACCAGAGAGCACCUGACCGAGCAAUAGCAGAAGGGAUCCGAGCAGCGCACAUCUCACCUGACCGACGCUCCGAAAACCAACCGAUCACGAAGCAAACAGACCAACCUGGGGACCAAGAGACAGUGAAAAACACAAAGCGGCUGCCUGUUGAAACCAGCCUGGAAACGGGAACUAAGGAAGUGUUACGGGGAAAUUUGUACUUUUGAAAUUUCGGUUUUUACUCUGUCUUUUUGAGUUCUGUACUGACUUUACUCUUUGAUUAUGUUUUUGGGGUUUAUUUUUCUCCUCCACCUUCGGGACAUGCCUAUGAUUGUGGACACAGAGUCCAGUGUUUUUAGUGCUCCAGGAUUACCUGAUGAGACUCUGUCCAGACCACCCUAUACACAUCAGAGCUCAUGGGCUCAUGUAGGCCCACUUCUCAGAAACACCAAGGGAAAGAACCGAAAAAAAACACCAUCCUAUGCUACUGGACCUCAUUCAUCUUCCUCCUGAUCUCCCAACACCUUUCCAAGCCCUCUUUUUUGUAACAAGUGAGUUGUUUAGACCCCCCGCCCCCCAUUUAAGCCUAAAAUAAUUAUUUUGUUUUCUAUCAUUUAGUGUGAAUGAUUAAGAAUUUAUCAACAUAUAUCUAUUUAUCAUUCAUUAAAUAAACAUGAGAUUUCUCAUCAAUUCUAAUAAUCUAGAGUGAUUUUUAAACCCUUUCCUGGCAGCAUUUUGCAGCUGCAAUAUCAUCAUCACCACUAGAGGUCACUUUUAAACAUGCUUUAAGUUAUAUACAGAGGUGUGCAGCUACCUCGGUUUUUAAAGAAAGGACCUGCAAGUAACUACCAUCAAUGAUCAUUCAGGUCGCUCUCAUCUCCGAGCAUAUUAACUGCUGGCAGGAAAGGGUUAAAGUACACUUCAGUUCAUAAUAACUCAGGAAAAACACUUUUCGCAGAUUUUCUUCCCAUUAAAUUUUCAUCGCUUGAGUUCGGGGGAAAACGGAAAAAAAAAAAAAAAAAAGGUGAAGACUAAUCUGGUUAGUCUGAAUAUGUUCUCUCCUCCAUCAUCCUCUUCAUUGUGGUAUUUUUCUAUACAAGGUGCAUCAUACGUUUUUGGUGUUUAAGAGUUUUGAGGAGUCCUGUUAGAUUUGUAUUGCCUAGUUAAAUGUUCCUAUAAUCAUAGUCCUAUGUGAUCCAUCCUCUCUCUCCUCCCUCCUUAUGGUUUCUUUGUUUUAUUCAAGGCCAGGUUCUUUGGGGGAGGGGGGGUCAUCCUGUACUCUGUAAGAGCAAUAGCUGAAACUCCUUAGUGUCCUGACAAUAGCGGAAGAGGCAGCCAGCAGUAUGUUUUUGUUUUUAGUGUGAGUAUUUGUAUUUGUUUCUUGUACAAGGUGAACAUUUAGCAUUCAGUACAGUUCAAAUAAAGAGAUGAUUCAGAGA